GGGACUUUAGAAAUACCAGAAAAAAAGAUGAAACAAUUUGGAGUUAAUCAAUCAGAGGGAUUUAUGGAGCAUGUACAGGACUAAGUACUUGGGAGAGUACUAGAUAAAUAGAGUUGGUAGACACAUUCCCUGCCCACAAAGAGUAACAAUCGACAGUUAGCCUACCCUUGCCCUCUGGCUGGAAGAUCUAUAUGCCUCCUUUCUCCUCUUCUCCACUCACCUCUACUCACUUUGCUUACCGACCUCUCCAUCUUCUGCCUUUCCUGUGACACGCACUUGUCCUAGAACUGAGUCCUAGAACUGAGCCUGAGAACUCCAUCCAAAGGGAAGCUGGCAUCCUCUCCCUGUUAUGUAAAUGAAUCUACCUGAGUCUGACUGUCUUUCCACAUUCCAAGCCUGUUUAUGUAUUGCUCGGGACCGGCGUCUCUCUCUCCCUUCCUCACUUUUUCCAGCUUUGGCCUGCUCAGCUCCGGCAUUUCAGCUCUUCCAGGUUUGGUACGAUCGUGAAGAGUUGCACAGGCAGGUAGACAGGCCUCCAUUACAACCUCCCAGGUCUUAGAACGUAAUGGCAGACACCUAAGCAUAUCUAACAUUAAAUGUGUUCGUUUCCCUGUCUGAGAAAUGGACAUAGGAGGAGGAGGAUUCGUAGCAUUCAUUAAGCGCCCGCUGGGUGUGAUAAGCACCUGGGAAAUACAAAACCCAAAGUGACACAUCCCCAGAUCGCAGUCAACCAAUGUUAUUUACUGAGCGCUUACUCAGUGCAGAGAGCAAUGAACCAAGCCCUUGGGAAAGUAGAAUAUCACAAGUAGCUUGGACUCGGGGGAGCCACUCAUAAAAGCAUUUACACUAACCGAGUGAGCUAAAUAAAUAACUGAAUGCACAUCUUGAAUAAAAGUAGUUUGGAGGGUUUGUGCCUGCAUCUUCCUCCGCCUUCCCCUUCCUCAACAAGACCUCAGAUCAUUGGACAAGAGCGUUUGUUGCUGAUCUGGGGGCGUCGGACACCCCACGUUCCCGGCGCGGUGACUUCACCUCAGCCCACAGGGACAGGAUUCCAUGUGGAACCUGAUUCCCACCAGCCUUCUGUGACAUCAUGCUCACCCCUCCCCGCUCCCAGCCACCCCACGUUCUGUUUGUCCUUCUGUGACCUCAUCCUUCCCACUUUUGAUUAGAGGAGCCGAAACAUCCUACUCCAGGGGUCAGGGAUUCUGGCAGCUUAGGCCCAACAGUUGAGGCAAUGGCAGCCCACGUCUCCUCAGCCCCAGAACAGCCAGCGACACUCGAUUCGGGGAAACCGCAGCCGAGUGGGACGGAGGAGGUUCUGCUGGACAGCUUGGCGGCGGUGAAGGCCGUGGUGGACAUCCUGCAGGCCUGCUUCGGCCCCCACGGCCGGCGGAAGCUCCUCGUGACCGCCCAGGGAGAGACCCUCUGCACCUCCCACUCGACAGCCAUCCUGUCGGCUCUGGAACUGGGCCACCCGGCGGCCCGGCUCCUCCGGGAGGCCGCCUUCACCCAAGCGGAGGAGAACGGCGACGGGACCGCUUUCGUGGUCCUGUUGGCCGGGGCCCUGAUGGAGCAGGUGGUGGUGAUGCUGAGGACCGGCCUGGCCCUGGCCGACCUGCGGGAGAGCUUGGCGGCGGCGACCGGCAGAGCCCUGAGGCUCCUGCCUGGCUUGGCCACCCUCUCCAUAGACCCCCUGGAAGACCCAGCCCGGGCCCUCCGGGCCGUGGUGGACACUCACACUCCUUCCCACUCCGAUUACCUGGCCGGGCUGGCGGGGCGGGCGUCGCUCGCUGCCCGUGGGUUGGAUGGGAGCUUCGACCCGCAGCGGGUGGCCAUUCCUGGUGCCUGGGCCAAGCUGGGCGAUUCGUGCCUGUUGCCGGGACUGGCGGUGGGUGGAGUGCCUUGCGGACAGGUGACCAUGGUGACGGGGGGGGCCAAGGUGGCACUGUUCACUUGCUCCUUUACUCUGACCAGCCCCCGGCCCUCUGCUAUCCCCCACUUCUCUUCCCCAGAUGACUUACCGUGGAGCCCCGAAGAGAAAGUGAAGGACAAGGCCCCGGUUCUGCUGGACCAGCUGGCAGACGCGGGCAUAAAUGUGGCCGUGUGUUCCGGAAGGAGAUAUCCGCCUGGGCAGGUUUCUGGCGUACAACUCUGGCAGUCCGACCUGACUCCCCCUGCCGUGCCGGGGACAUGCCGGCGGGUUUGCGCGGCAGGAGCUAAGGGAGGCUCCACGGUCGUGUUUGAAUGGGAGGGUGGCCGACCCCCAGCCCUCACCCUGGUGCUGCGGGACGCCACUGUCCCGAGGGACUGCAGGACGGCGAGCAGGCGGUCCGGCACCGCCAUCGGCGUCUACGGCCAACUGUGUCAGGAUGCCCGCCUCCUGCUGGGGCCGGCGCAGUUUGAGAUGGCGUCUGCAGGAGCUCUGAGCACUGGGGAACCAACUGUGGGGGCGGAAAGGCUGGGAUCUUGGCAUUGCCCAGGCCCUGCAGGCGUCCCUAGCGUCCUUGCCGAAAAUGCCGACUUGGCUGUGGCAGAGACGAUGGCCCAGCUGCAGAGCCUGCACGCCAGGCCGGGGAUCGGCUGGCGGGGCGUUGGGGACGAGGGGAUUGUCGACGUGGCUGGCGGUCCAGGUGUGGGACUCUCUGAGGGUAAAGAUCCGAGGGCUCGAGUUGGCGGCCGACGUGGCUCUGGGGCUAUCGACCGACAGAUGAGAUCGGAUCUUUCAGAAGACAGGGUCUCUCCCUGAGGUGGACCAAGCCUUAAGUGGAAUGCCGACCUGACUCCUAGAACAAUCUCCCCGACCCUUUGGAGGACUCUAAAUCCUAAGGAGGGGGUACCACCGCCCUCAAUAAAGGGGACCGUCGUUCCUCAUUCUGGAAGGA
Messenger RNA from Ornithorhynchus anatinus (platypus), 2882 nucleotides. It is a transcript of the gene CCT8L2, whose product is annotated as chaperonin containing TCP1 subunit 8 like 2. NCBI's taxonomy places the organism in Eukaryota, Metazoa, Chordata, Mammalia, Monotremata, Ornithorhynchidae. Gene Ontology annotation, molecular function: ATP binding; ATP-dependent protein folding chaperone. Gene Ontology annotation, biological process: protein folding. Gene Ontology annotation, cellular component: chaperonin-containing T-complex. The record is from RefSeq and is a predicted model, not a curated record.